UAAGACUUCUGUCUGUACUGCAGUCCAACAUGCCGAAUGCAAACAGCAUCAAAGUUGCUGUUAGGGUACGUCCUUUUAACCAGAGGGAGAAAGUUCUGCAAUGCAAAUGCAUUGUCUCCAUGCUGGGCAGCAGUACUCAGGUCACAGACCCCAAAAACCUCAACAACAGGAAGAGUUUUCUUUUUGACCACUGCUAUUGGUCCCAUGAUGAGUAUACUGAGAAUGAAGAAGGAGUCCACGUUUCUGAUGGUCCUCACAGCAGAUAUGCUGAUCAGGGUAAGGUCUUCAAUGACCUUGGCAGAAUCAUUCUGGAGAAUGUGUGGAGAGGAUUCAAUGCCACUUUGUUUGCUUAUGGGCAGACUGGAUCUGGAAAAAGCUACACCAUGACAGGCUAUGGGCAAAACAAAGGCCUGGUCUCCAUGAUUUGUGAAGAGCUGUUCAGGGGGAUUAGAGAGAAGCAGAGCCCUGAGAGACAGUUUCAUGUGGGUGGCUCUCACCCCUUCAUAUUCUUUUGCUACCACAAACUGAUGGUUGAAGCAAUCCAGGGUGAUUUCCCUGUCUAUUUCAGCAUUUUCGAGAUUUAUAAUGAGCAGGUUCAAGACCUGUUAUCUAAAGUUCGAAAGCCUGGUGGUCUGCGGGUUCGAGAAGGCAGGAAAGGAUUUUACGUUGAAUGCCUCAAAGCAGUGUCUUGUGACAGCUAUGAGAAACUGGAGGCCCUGCUGCGGGAAGGCAUACGAAACAGAAGCACAGCUGUUACCAAUAUGAAUGCAACAAGCAGCAGGUCCCAUAUGGUGAUCAAUCUACGAUUUAAACAGGUUUUAACCAAAGAGCAUUGCCUGAAGCAGUCUGAGAUUGAUCUGGUGGAUUUGGCUGGCAGUGAGAAACAGAGGAGUUCAGGAAACACAUCAGACAGAUUCAACGAAGCAAGAGCAAUCAACCUUAGCCUCACCACACUGGGAAACGUGAUCAGUGCUUUGUCAGACAAGGCUGUGGGCAAAAAGAUCCAUCACAUCCCAUACAGGAACUCAACUCUCACCAGGCUACUCCGCACAGCGCUUGGGGGAAACAGCAAAACCGUGAUGAUUGCUACAGUAAGCCCUGCACAUAUCAAUUAUGAAGAGACUUUGUCAGCUUUACGUUAUGCAGAAAGAGCAAAGAGCAUUAUGAAUAGAGCUGUAAUAAAUGUGAGUGCUACAGAGAGGCUUCUCAGAGAUCUUAAAGAAGAGAAUAGCAGGCUGCAGGCGAGAAUCGCAAGCAUUGAAACAGCAGGAGCAGUUGAAGAGAGAGAUGCUCUAAGGAGGCUGAUUUUGGAGAAUGAAAGCCAGUUAAGAGAGAUACAGAAGUCCUGGCAGCAGAAACUGGAGGAUGCAAAGAGAGAGUGGGAGCAGCAGUACGGCACCCUGGCAUUGGAAGAAGAGCUAAAGGCUACGCUCCCUUAUUUGGUCAAUGUCAGUGAAGAUCCCCAGCUGUCUGGAGUUUUGCGCAAACUCAUUAAAACUGGUAUUACGUCUGUAGGAAGGAUACCCAGCUCUGAGGAGGAUAUUGUGAUGAAAGGCCUAGGCAUUCUAGAUAAGCAUGCAGUGCUAGUGAACUGUGAUGAUAAAGUAACUAUGGAACCCCAGAAAGGUGCAAGAAUUCUGGUAAACGGAGUGCCGCUACUGACCAGGUCUCAGCUAAAGCAUCUAGACAGAAUUAUAUUUGGAUCCUGUGCGUUCUAUCUAUAUGUGGGCUUUCCUCAAGAACGCAGUGAAAAAGAUAAAAUCCACAAGUAUGGAAAGGAUUUUUUCCUGUCAGAAAUUGUCUCAGACACAGAAUUUGCUCAGCUACAUUUAGGCAGUUCUGACAAGCAGAAAGAAAACAUAGACCCUAACCUGACAAGACUGUUCCACGACUUCACCGCACUGAUGCCUGUGGUUAUGCAAGCUAACCAGAUAAGCCAAGAACUUGGAAAGAAUAUUUCCUUUGAGUUGGAAAUAAAGCACUUGGCUUUUAUGGAUGCCAAUGCAGGAGAGCUGGAUAAGGAAGUGAUUGUGAGGGUGACAAACACCAAGAAUCAGGUAUGGGUUUGGUCAAAGGAGAAGUUUGCUGAAUGCAUGCUUUUAAUGGAAGAUAUGUAUAAGAGAGACUAUCAAGAGAACUUACAGCAUGAUUUCUUCAAGGACUCAGUAGAGAGCAUCCACCUGGGGAGUGCUCAGGUGUGGCUUGAGUCCUUGGCCUACUGUAUGAGGUAUGAAGAGCAAGUCGAUGCCAGUAAUUCUCAGGGUAAUGAAGAGGCGAUUGUCCACAUUAAACUAUUGCCCUGUAAUGCAGAUGGAGUCCCUCUGGGGGAGGAAGCCGCUGUUGUUGAUCUGGAGGACCUCCUGGGGAGACGGAUGGACUUUCAGUUGCAGAUCAGUCAAUGUUUGGGAGUGAAAUGGAUUAAAGAACAAAUCAGCAGAGGCAUUCAGAUCGGAUUUCAGAUAUAUGAGCUCCCUGUUGUGUUUUACACAAAUAGCAGUUGGGGAAACAUUAAUCCGACUUUAGCCUACUCUGUGCAUUUCACCAUCCAACAUGUCACCAUGGAUUUUCUAAACUACUUGAAAACUCAUGCCAUCAUACUGGAGCUCUUUGGACUCCAAGAGGGCUGUCCUGAAAUGGAGACAUCAUAUGCUGACAUCCCGCUUUCUAAUGAGGGGACUGUUUUGCUGGACAUGUGCUACCAGGAUUCCCAGCAAUCAUGCACAUCAACAGAUUCUGGCAAUGACUUUUCAGAACUUCGUGAAAGACUCUUACACUUGGAAUUAGAAUGUGACAAGUUGAGAGAAGAAAACCGGGUCUUGAAGACUGAAAACAUUGAAAUGAGAGGGGAAAUGGAAAAGCGAGCUAGACAGAAUGCAAUUUCAGAUAAUACCUCUACCUCAGAGAAAUUAUCUAAUGACAGACUGAGCGGACGAUCUGCCUUUCCAAGUUUUGAUGCUGAGUUUGCCAAAGCACUUAAGAGGUUUUAUUUUGGAAUGAAUGGAGUAAAAGGAAAACUAAAUCAUCUGAAGGAGAUACGACCUUUGGAUGAAUAUAACAUUCAUUCCCUGCAGUACUUUGUUGAUGAAAGAAUCGAGCUGAUUAAGGAGUUUGGGGGAGACCUUGAGGGCUGUGUUGGGAAAAUGAAAAGUGACGUGGAGAAGAUAAUCCAGAAAAAGAAAGAGAUCCACCUCACACUUUCAACAAAAUAG
Polyodon spathula (Mississippi paddlefish) is the source of this 3209-nucleotide messenger RNA. RefSeq names its product kinesin-like protein KIF28P. Gene Ontology annotation, biological process: cytoskeleton-dependent intracellular transport; microtubule-based movement. Gene Ontology annotation, cellular component: kinesin complex; microtubule. The record is from RefSeq and is a predicted model, not a curated record. NCBI's taxonomy places the organism in Eukaryota, Metazoa, Chordata, Actinopteri, Acipenseriformes, Polyodontidae. The coding region runs from base 30 to 3209 and encodes 1059 amino acids. The transcript has 25 exons. Gene Ontology annotation, molecular function: microtubule binding; microtubule motor activity; ATP binding.